Messenger RNA from Acipenser ruthenus (sterlet), 6502 nucleotides. Its product is annotated as tyrosine-protein phosphatase non-receptor type 14-like. The record is from RefSeq and is a predicted model, not a curated record. Bases 686 to 4216 code for a protein of 1176 amino acids. The transcript has 19 exons. NCBI's taxonomy places the organism in Eukaryota, Metazoa, Chordata, Actinopteri, Acipenseriformes, Acipenseridae. Gene Ontology annotation, biological process: lymphangiogenesis; protein dephosphorylation. Gene Ontology annotation, cellular component: cytoskeleton. Gene Ontology annotation, molecular function: protein tyrosine phosphatase activity.
CUCCAUCGUAAACCAUUAAGGAAGCACCGACGUCUCAGCCUUCAUUAGCUCUACAUUCCUGGAAUUCCACAGUUCUGAUGUCAUAAGGGACGGAUCACACUUUUCUCUUUAAACCUAUACGCUCCCUGUCUUGGGCGAUUUAUUAUCAAAAUGUACACAUUGUAAUUACCGGAAACACAGUGAACGAGGUCAAAAACUAGUUUCGGAUUCCUAGGCAAGUUUUUCAAAGCAUGCGCGCGCGUACCUUUUUUGGUACGAAAAAAGUUGGAAAGUUCUUGUCCCCCCACACAAAAGUAGUCAUUGUGUGCUGUAAUACAAACUUUGCAAUUUGAGCUUCUUUCUAGCGGAGUAAAACGAUUCGAUCUUUGAAAAAAAGAAGACUCCAUGUAGAAGAUUUAUGCACAGUAUAACUAAGGGAACUUUCUUUGGAUUGUGAAAACCAUUACAAUUUAAGGACUUAAACAUUGGGAUCUAUGAGCUCUACGUAACCGAAGGAAAAGUACAUACAAACGACAUGUAACCAGUACUGGAAGCCUGUAUUUAUUCAUGUCUUUGGGCAUGGGACAGUCAUUUUCACCUGUAGAUUUCUUUGGCUGGGGGACUUGCCUUCAAGACCAGGAGAAGACUUUCUAAAGCAAAGAGGCACGUGUGGCGAGGGUGGAUCUGUUUCCAAGGCCCUUCAGCCAUGCCCUUCCGGAUCAAACUCCGCCGCACCAGGCGCUAUAAUGUCUUGAGCAAGAACUGCUUUGUGACCCGCAUACGCCUACUGGACAGCAAUGUCAUCGAGUGCACACUGUCAGUGGAGAGCACCGGCCAGGAGUGUUUGGAGGCUGUCGCUCAGAGACUUGAGCUGCGGGAGACACACUAUUUUGGCUUGUGGUUCCACAGUAAAACACAGCUCCAGCGAUGGGUGGAGUUGGAGAAAGCCUUGAAAAAGCAGCUGGACAAAUUUGGCAACGAGCCUCUUCUGUUCUUUGGUGUAAUGUUCUACGUGCCAAAUGUUUCUAGACUUGAACAGGAGGUCACAAGGUAUCAGUAUUACCUUCAAGUUAAAAAGGAGAUACUUGAUGGACGACUGCCAUUUUCAGUAGAACAAGGGAUCAGGCUAGCUGGCUUAGCUGUACAAGCUGAUUUUGGAGACUAUAAUCAGUUUGAGUCCCAGGAUUUCCUCAGGGAAUAUGUACUGUUUCCAGUGAAAUGGACCCAAGAUGAAGACGUAUUAGAAGACCUGACUCAGAAAGUAGCUCGGGAGCACAAGAGCCACUGUGGAAUGCCACCAGCAGAAGCUGAGCUACUCUACAUUAAAGAAGUGGAACAGCUGGAAGGCUUUGGACAAGAAAGUUUUUCUGCAAAGGAUAACCUUGCAAAUGAUAUUGACCUUGCCGUUUCCUUCAUGGGAGUGUUUGUCAAGCACAGGAAUGGCAGAUCAACCAGCACAUAUCGAUGGAAUGACCUUGGUAAUAUCACACACAACAAGUCAGCAAUUUCCAUCGAGUUAACAAACAAAGAAGAGACUACCCCAUUCCACACAGAUGACAUGGAAAUGGCCAAAUACAUUUCAAGACUGUUCACCGCACGACACAAAUUUUAUAAACAGAAUAAAAUAUGCACAGAACAGUCAAAUUCCCCUGCACCAAUCAGGAGACAGCAACCUUGGAACAGGUCCUCAUUGCCAAGACCAUUUAUCCUGCCACCUAUGCACACCCAAUAUGGAGAGCAUUACCAAGAAACUCGCACCUCGCAAGACAGCAUUUUCCUUGAUGAAAGGUCCUACUACAGGUCCCAGACUAGCUUGGAAGGGUGUCCAGUCGACUACUACACAGUCCCAAAUGGCAGUGUGUAUAGCGCACCCAGUAUGAACUCUCUCAACCAUUCCCAGAGCUUCAUCCAGGCUUCUCCAAUGUCCUCCAACCUCAGCAUUCCAGGCUGUGACAUCAUGAGACCAGACUACAUUCCCAGCCAUAGACACAGUGCCAUCAUUGUGCCCUCUUACCGACCUACCCCAGAUUAUGAGACCGUUGUACGCCAUCAAAGGGGUAUCCACAUAGACUGCCAGAGCCAGUCCUUGAGGAACCUCAACAUCAGGAAUUCCUAUGCCUACGGCCAGCCUGAGGGCAUGGUGUACAGUCAGCCCGAAAUACGAGAGAGGGCCCAGUAUCCAUAUCCCUGUGGGCCUCCAGUCGACUACAACAAGCCUGUGGUCCCCUCUGCUCAGAUGAACCCCAACAGCUCAGCACAAAGCCAUGCAGCAGCAAGUGCCAUUUCCCACACAGUCAGUACUCCAGAGCUAGCCAACACGCAGCAACAGGGCACUCAAGGCUACAAUACGGCCCACAUGCUGAGGAACCAUUUCUCCAGGCCACCACCCCCAUAUCCACGUUUCCGGCCUGCCACUAGCACGCCAGACCUAGCUAGCCACCGACACAAGCCCGUCAGUGGCAGCAGCCCUGAGCCAGUAACGCGCAAGGUCCAGUUGUCGGUAAAGACCUUCCAACAAGGCAGCUCCCCAGUGGUCCACCAGCCCCAACAGGAAGUCAGUGAACCGCUCACAGCUGUCAAGCACCGCCCAUUGGUCAACAAGCGCCACAGCCUGGAAGUGAUGAGCUGCAUGGUCCGUGGUAUGGAAGCCGUGACUUUGAAGACAUUGAACGCACCUCUGCCUCGCAGGAACACGCUGAGAGAGCAGGUCCAACCUGAAGAACCGGUUCAAAAGGUUCAAGAGGUUAAGCAGCCUCCACAGUACCAGCACAAGAAAACCUUGUCCAAUGCUACAAUGCUGAUUCAUAGCAGCGACAGUGAAGAGGAAGAGGAGACCCCAGACUAUGACGUGCAGAUACCAGGGCUAAAUGAAGACAUCAGUGCUCAGCUGCAGGCGGCUUUGGCCAAAAUCCCCAAUAAGCCCCCACCGGAGUACCCAGGGCCAAGAAAAACGGUCAGUAAUGGAACUCUCAGGCAAGACCAGCUGAAUCAGGUCUCGGAGGAAGCCACGAGGGCCAGGAUGAUGAGGGUUGGGCAGAGUCAGGUCAGCAGCCUCUCUCGCACCGAGCAGGUGACACUAAACGGUCCUUCACUCGGACCAUCUAUUUCGGAGCCUGACCUGACCAGUGUGAAAGAACGUGUCAAGAAGGAACCAGUUAAGGAGAGACCUGUGUCUGAACUUUUCUCUAUAGAAGAUAGCAUUGUGGAGAGGGAAAUAAUGCAGAGGAAUUUAGAAAAGCAGAAGGUGGACUCCCUUAAGAGGCCAUUGAUGAUGGCUGCGCUAAAUGGUCUCUGUGUGGCAAGGUUGCCGGUUCCUGAGGACAACCAGGAGGACACUUCCAAAGUGACAACAGAUGAAAGGUGUAAAAUCCUGGAAAGGAAGCUUGAGGAGGAAAUGGUGUUCACAGAAUACGAGCAGAUCCCAAAGAAGAAAGCUGAUGGCGUUUUCACCACGGCAGUGAUGCCAGACAAUGCAGAGCGAAACCGCUUCCGGGACAUCGUUCCCUAUGAGGAAAACCGUGUUGAGCUUGUGCCAACCAAAGAAAACAACACCGGCUACAUCAAUGCCUCCCAUAUCAAGGUGAACAUCCACAGUGAGGAGUGGCACUACAUUGCCACACAGGGGCCCCUGCCAAACACAUGCCAGGAUUUCUGGCAGAUGGUCUGGGAGCAGGGAGUGAAUGUCAUAGCCAUGGUUACAGCUGAAGAGGAGGGUGGAAGGCCGAAGAGCCAUAGGUACUGGCCUAAACUAGGCUCCAAGCACAACUCGGCAACCCACGGCAAGUUCAAGGUGACAACCAAGUUCCGCAGAGAUUCUGGUUGCUAUGCAACUACAGGUUUAAAGGUCAAGCAUCUUUUGUCUGGGCAGGAGAGGACUGUGUGGCACUUGCAGUACACUGAUUGGCCAGAUCAUGGUUGUCCCGAAGAAGUCGCAGGAUUUUUAUCCUAUCUGGAGGAGAUCCAGUCUGUGCGUCGUCACACCAACAGCAUGCUCGACCCCUCGAACAGCAACAAUCCACCCAUUGUAGUGCACUGCAGUGCUGGGGUGGGCAGGACUGGAGUGGUCAUCCUCACAGAACUGAUGAUCGGCUGUUUGGAACACAAUGAGAAAGUGGAUGUCCCCAUGAUGCUGCGGUACCUCAGGCAGAAACGCAUUUUACUGGUCAAGACUAUCGCCCAGUAUAAAUUUGUCUACCAGGUUCUCAUUCAGUUCCUCAAAAACUCCAGGCUAAUAUAGACUUGGGACCAUUUGACUGCUAUUGUACUUCGGUCCUAAUUACUUCAAACCUUGUGCGUUCACCUGUCAUAUUAAUAGCACAUUGUUACAUAUAAUCUGUCUGAACAUCAAUAUAUUAUUUGAUGAUCUGACAUUAAGAAAAUAUGCUACUUUCUUUGUAGCAGGCUUACUAAUGUCAUUCAUAAUAUGUAUACCAUAACAGUUCUUAGUAUAGUAAACUAAUGUUUUGUACUCUCAGCCUUUUCUGGUGUAAUAUAUUAAUGUGAAACGUUUUUAAACUGGAUUAAAAAUACAUCACACAGUACUUGUCAAUCAAGCCAUUCUGUCAAUCAAGCCAUUCUGUCAAAGAAAAUUAUACUGUUAUUUUCAGGCAAUCAUGUCAAAAGUAAUAGGUUGCAGUCCUCAUUUCCAUUUUUUUUAAGACACCUUAGGGCCAAACUCAGUUAACUUUUAGCUUUUUUAGCAAAAUAUAAAUAUAUGCAAUGUCAAUGAGGAUGCAUGCAAUACAACAAAACAAUAAAUUAACACAUUAUUUAGAAAAACAUGUAAAAGCCUUUUGGUCUUAGCAUUUAAUUUUACAAAAUAAUACAAAAAUGUGCACUUUAUGUUUGCAGAGCAUCCGCUGUUAUGCAUGUCAGUACUGUCCUUGUGCUGAAAAAAAAAAAAAGAAAAAAAUCAUGAAACAAUGACACAGGUCUUGAAUUUCCAAAGUCGCCUUUAACCUGUCUAUUUGAAUGUAUGAUAAUCACUAAAGAUAUUUGACUAGUUUCUACCUAGCAUCUGAUAUUCACCAUUCAGGUAAUGUUGCCAUCUGUGUUAAUUAUAAUGACAUUGCCAUUAAAUAAUAACAGAGACUGUUCAGUGCCAUUAAAACAAAACAUUUGAACAAAAAUGGAAAAACAAACAUUAAUGAUGCAGGAACAUACAUUAUUUACUGAUUCACAAUUGAUUUUUUUAAGUGAAACUAGAGAAGAGAGCAUCACAAAAAACUACAGGAUGCAUUAAAUUGGGUGAAAGUAACUGUAAUGGGGAGGCAAUGUCAAGCACCUUAUAUCUGCAGUUCAGAUGUACUCUCAACUACAUUAGAAGUGAAAUGUAAAAUCUUUACUCUAGCAAUUUUAUUUGUAAUUUCAGUCUUUCCAAAUUUUACACUAUGCAUUCCUACAUUUCGACUAACUGAACUGCUUUUGUGUGUUCUUACUCGAUUGAAGUUCAAUUGAUGUUUUUUAUACAGACAACUGUAUUUUAUUAUUUUUAGUAGUAAAUGUAAAUAACCGAUCAAAACUGCCCUAUCAAUACAGUACAAUGUUGGAACCAAGAAUACAUUGUCUACAUUGAUUAUUUCUAUUUUUAAAGGGAAUUAUUAUCCAUACAUCAUGUCUUAUUAGCUUCAGUUUUAUGCCUUUUUUAUGUUUUCAUUUUAUUUAUUUGAGCUAUGUGUGGCUCUAGAGAUAGGGCAGUGAGCCUGAGUUUAUUUUAAUUAAUCAAUUAACUAGUCUAUGAAUACAAAGUUCCCUUAUUUUAGAUGGGCUCUGGACCAAAUUUAAGUCACACAAGCACAUAACCAACCUUCAGGCAUUGUUCUGUCUCCUGAAUUAUUAUGACAUGAAAAAAGGAGGGGAGGCAAAACCUCAUGUAAUAGAUAGCCUUCACUACAUAUACAUUAAGCUUGUUGUGUGGACACAAUGGUAUCUAAUGAUUGUUUUUAUUUUAUUUUUAUAUUAUUAUUAUUAUUAUUAUUAUUAUUAUUAUUAUUAUUAUUAUUGACGUUGUUUUUAAAAGAAAGGCAGAAAAUAAUAGCCUACCCUCUGAACACUAGCCUAAAAGUGACUAAUAUUUUUUUUUUUCAAUGUAUCUUUAAUGUAUGUGAUAUCAAGAGGGUUAUGUGCGAUAUGGUCAGAAUGAGUUGUUAUGAAUGUUGUUAUGAACGUGUUUUAAUAUUAUAAAAUCUUUAAACUAUGCAUGCUGUUUUUAUACUCUAAUGUAUAGUUACUCGAAUCGAUAUAUAAGCUCAUGCUUGCCUGCUAUAUGUUAUAAGUAAGAUUUUUUACAGUAUUUUUUGCACUGUAUCCAGAUGCAUUUGUCUUCUUUUUUAUUUCUGUUUAAAUCUUAUGACUCAUGCCUUCUCACUGGUAUAACAUACUGUAAUUUUCACAAUGGUAUUCUAAUUUUGUAAAUCAUUAUUUGUAUGUUUUUGCUUUUGUUUUCAUUGUUGUAACACAUCUUUUUGUAAAAUACCUCUAUCAUUCUUACUCACAAUAUGAAAUAAAGCAUUAUUUGACUUUU